UUUUAAUGAAAAAAUUGCAUGUAAACUCAAUAUCUGGUUGGAAUUCUUGGAUAGGCGAUGUAAUACUGUUUGGGUUUUCUAUCUACAACCUUGGUGAGAUACCAUCAGAGGAGUUACCAAACAGAUAGUGACGUAACAGAAGACUAGUCAUGUUGUCGAAUACGUGCCGGACGUCCGUGCAGGCGCUGCGGGUGGGAGGGCGGCAUGUGUGCAGAGGACUCAAGACAAAAAGUUCGUCUGCUGACGCAGCACAAGCUGCAGCAGCUGUCAAAGGAAAAGACACUGGAGAUACAAUGCGGCCAUUGUACCUGGAUGCACAGGCAACCACUCCGCUGGACCCCCGAGUGCUGGAUGCAAUGAUGCCAUUCACUGUCGGUUACUAUGGCAACCCCCACUCCAGGACACACGCCUAUGGCUGGGAGACAGAAAAGGCAGUGGAGGAAGCCAGGAAGGAGGUUGCAGACAUCAUCGGUGCAGACCCAAGGGAGAUAGUUUUCACUAGUGGAGCAACAGAGUCCAACAACAUCUCUGUUAAGGGUGUGGGCAGAUUCUACAAGAGUAAGAAGAAACAUGUCAUCACAACACAGAUUGAGCACAAGUGUGUGCUGGACUCCUGCAGGGCCCUGGAGGGGGAGGGGUUUGAUGUGACCUACCUGCCUGUCAAACCCAAUGGAAUUAUUGAACUUGAGAAACUGGAAGCAGCCAUCAGACCGGACACAUCACUGGUCUCCAUCAUGACUGUCAAUAAUGAGAUAGGAGUGAGUCAGCCAAUCAAGGAAAUAGGUGAACUGUGUCGGUCCAAGAAAGUGUUCUUCCACACUGAUGCUGCCCAGGCCAUUGGAAAGAUUCCUCUGGAUGUGAAUGACAUGAAGAUAGACCUGAUGUCCAUCAGUGGCCACAAGAUAUACGGGCCAAAGGGUGUAGGAGCCCUGUACAUCAGACGACGACCUCGGGUGAGGAUUGAAGCCCUGCAGAGCGGAGGUGGUCAGGAGAGAGGCAUGAGGAGUGGCACUGUGCCUGCACCCCUAGCUGUGGGGCUGGGGGCAGCCUGCCGCAUCUCACAGCAGGAGAUGGAGUAUGACCAUAAGAGGAUCACAGCCCUGUCUGAGCGUCUAAUCAACAAGAUCAUGAGUGCCCUGCCCCAGGUGGUGAGAAACGGGGACUCUGAGCAGACCUAUCCUGGUUGUGUCAACUUGUCCUUUGCAUAUGUGGAAGGAGAGAGUCUGCUGAUGGCACUGAAGGACAUUGCCCUGUCUUCAGGGAGUGCCUGCACAUCUGCCUCUCUGGAACCAUCCUAUGUGUUGAGAGCCAUUGGAGCUGAUGAAGACCUGGCACAUUCCUCUAUCAGGUUUGGCAUUGGGCGGUUUACGACAGAAGAGGAAGUGGACUACACAGCAGAGAGAACCAUCAAGCAUGUCACAGCAUUGCGGGAGAUGAGGUGAGACAACUCAAAACAGCAGACUCAUCAAUGGGUUGUACUUGUUUUAACACUAACAAUGCAAAGACAC
Messenger RNA from Branchiostoma floridae (Florida lancelet), 1508 nucleotides. RefSeq names its product cysteine desulfurase, mitochondrial-like. Gene Ontology annotation, molecular function: cysteine desulfurase activity; pyridoxal phosphate binding. The transcript is spliced from 14 exons. Gene Ontology annotation, cellular component: nucleus; cytosol; mitochondrion. Bases 150 to 1442 code for a protein of 430 amino acids. Lineage: Eukaryota; Metazoa; Chordata; Leptocardii; Amphioxiformes; Branchiostomatidae. Gene Ontology annotation, biological process: [2Fe-2S] cluster assembly. The record is from RefSeq and is a predicted model, not a curated record.